GUUUCGGUGAGGCAGCCCACAGUUCCAAUGCCGGCAAGGCCGAUUGCUCCGCCGCGCAACCAGUCGCUGCGUGCCUCGCCGCGCCCUCAACUGCUGCAUCAACGCACUAAUGUCUCCCAACUUCUGGCUGAGCCCAACCAACUAUGGUCCAAAUCAUCUAGACGUUUAGAGACUCAAAGUAGUAUGAGGGUUCCUCAUGCCCUUCAACAAUAUUUGGACUUCAAGUCGCCGUUCACAAGGCAGGGUUCAAGGGCUCCAGUGAGCAAAAGGGUGGACCCAUCGACGGUGGAUUCCGACAAUUCGUUUGUCAGCUGCGGCAGGCGGAGCGUGGACCGUGGCUUCUCGGGGGCGUUGUCCUACGCCACCUGCAGAGACUCGUAUCGACUUUCUAACGUCUCUGAGUCGGAAACUUCCAGCCCCGGUCCGCCUCCGCCUUCGCCUUCGCCUACAUUGGAAAUCGAAAGUGGAAUGAACAAGUCCAUUGAUAAUAACAACUUCUCUUCUUACUCUCAGGAUCUCUCCUCUUGCUCCAUAGAAAGCGACACAUUCACUCGCCCUUCUCAUUCUCAUGCCCAGGACGAUGUUGAAGCUGAGAUGAGAAGGCUGAAACUGGAGCUCAAACAAACCAUGGACAUGUACAGUACGGCCUGUAAAGAAGCCCUAAAUGCUAAUCAAAAGGCGACCGAGCUCCAUCGCUGGAAAGUGGAAGAAGAGCAAAGGUUCGAAGAGGCGAGAAUGGCGGAGGAAGCAGCAUUAGCAAUGGCAGAGAGGGAGAAGAUGAAAUGCCAAGCAGCAAUUAAGGCAGCCGAAGCCGCUCAGAAGAUCGCAGAACUCGAGGCGAGGAAAAGAGAGAAUGCAGAGAGAAUGGCAGACAUGGAGGCAGAGGAAACGAAAAAAGCACUCUCAGGAUUCGGCCAUGGAGAAAUUGGAUACAGAAAAUACACAAUCGAAGAAAUUGAAAUCGCCACGAACCACUUCUCUAAUUCUUUGAAGAUCGGCGAAGGCGGUUACGGUCCAGUCUUCCGUGGAAAACUCGACCACACGCCGGUGGCUAUCAAGGUUCUCCGGCCGGACGCUGCUCAUGGCCGAUCGCAAUUUCAGCAAGAAGUUGAAGUUCUAAGCUGUAUUCGACAUCCGAAUAUGGUUUUACUUCUCGGAGCCUGUCCUGAGAACGGUUGUUUAGUUUACGAAUUCAUGGGGAACGGAAGCUUAGAAGACUGUCUCUUCCGAAAAGCCAACAAUCCAGUUCUUUCAUGGCAGUUACGAUUCCGAAUCGCGGCGGAGAUCGCGACCGGACUGCUCUUCCUGCACCAACACAGACCAGAGCCGAUCGUACACCGCGAUCUGAAACCAGGGAACAUUUUGCUAGAUCGGAACUACGUGAGCAAAAUCAGCGACGUCGGACUGGCGAGGCUAGUUCCUCUAUCGGUGGCCGAUUCAGUGACUCAGUAUCGGAUGACGGCUACGGCAGGAACGUUCUGCUACAUCGAUCCAGAGUAUCAGCUAACAGGAUUGCUAGGGAUUCAAUCCGACAUUUACUCGCUGGGCGUGAUGCUUCUGCAAAUAGUCACUGGCAGGCCGCCGAUCGGACUAGCACACGCCGUCGAGAGGGCGAUUAAGAAGGGAAAAUUUGCAGAAAUGCUUGAUCCGGAGGUAAAGGACUGGCCAUUUGAAGACGCGCUGAAGUUCGCGAAGCUUUCGAUGAAAUGUACAGAGAUGAGGAAGAGGGAUCGGCCGGAUCUUGGGAAGGUGGUGCUGCCGGAGCUCAAUCGGUUGAGAGCGAUGGCGGAAGAGAGUAUGAGAAUUCGGGCGUUCAACCGCAGCAGUGCAUCUUCAUCGCCAUAUACAAGCCAGACUUCUUCUUCUCAGGAACCAAUGAGAAUACAUCAAGAGCAGUGCGGAUCUUGGGUUGAAAGCUCAAGCAGCCAAUCAAAUAGUAGCACGUCAUCAUAGUAAGGCUAACAACCUUAUUGGCUGGACUAGCAAAUCUAUUCUUUUCUUCUUUUUAUUUAGGAUAAAAAUAUGUAAUAAUUUUUUCAACAUAUUUAUCUCUCAUUUCCUAAC
Cucurbita maxima (winter squash) is the source of this 2064-nucleotide messenger RNA. RefSeq names its product U-box domain-containing protein 34-like. Bases 28 to 1953 code for a protein of 641 amino acids. Gene Ontology annotation, biological process: protein phosphorylation. Gene Ontology annotation, molecular function: ATP binding; protein kinase activity. The transcript has 6 exons. NCBI's taxonomy places the organism in Eukaryota, Viridiplantae, Streptophyta, Magnoliopsida, Cucurbitales, Cucurbitaceae. The record is from RefSeq and is a predicted model, not a curated record.